Peronospora belbahrii is the source of this 1176-nucleotide messenger RNA. NCBI's taxonomy places the organism in Eukaryota, Oomycota, Peronosporomycetes, Peronosporales, Peronosporaceae. The record is from the annotation of a GenBank genome assembly.
AUGGAGGAUCAGGUGGUACUGGGAUAUGCUGCUGCUAUUGGAGCUGUCUUCUUUUUUGGGACGUGCUACGUGCCAGCAAAGACGUACGCGACCUACGAUGGUAUUAUUUUCCAGUGGUUUAUGUGCUCGGGUAUCUUAAUGGUAGGCAUCGCAUGGGGUCUCAUGAGCAACAAUUGGGCGCAGUUUUCCCACUCAGGCAUGUUUACAUUUCCAGAAGGACUACUAGGCGGAUCUUUGUUUGCUAUUGCAAACUUGCUGAUCCCUACGGUGGUCAACACGCUCGGGUUGGGCGUGGGCUUUAUGCUCUGGAACGCUACGAACAUUACGCUGGGCUACUGCGUCUCUAGACUUGGACUCUUUGGUAUGGCACCCACCAUCCCAUCCAUGCCUUGGAUCAGUCUGUUGGGCAUCGCCUUCAUGCUGGCGUCCAUCGCGGUCUACGGCACCAUCAAGCCGACGCUGAAAGCAGCAAAGAAGGCCAAGAAAGUCAAAAGCCACAAAAUUGUAGAGGACGGGGAUGUGCAGGAAUCUGACCAUAAGGUGCAUUGGGAAAGCGUUGACAGCAACAAUAGCUUGAACAGCUCUGUUGGAGAAAGCUCGCCGUUGCUGCCACAAUUCUCGCAUGACGCGGAUCUUGCGGAUGUGUCUUUGGUUCGACGUGAGUCACUUCAUGAAGCACUCAUGCAUCCGGAGCUGCCAAAUUUUGGGCCAUACAUGAUGCCGAACGAAUUGGGGGAACGCGUGGCAUUAAUGAACGCGGGCGCUGAGAAAACGCGCAAGGUUUUUGGUAUGGCGGUUGCACUGCUAGUGGGCGCUUUUUUUGAGCUGCUGCCUUGUGCCUGUUUGGGUAUCUACUUGACCAGCACCAUCAUUUUCCUGCUCUACUCACUCUUCCACCGAUUCGUGCUGAAGCGUUCGAUGCCUCGAAGUGUGAUGCGCCCAGCUUACAUCUGCGGUGUGCUGUGGGGAAUUGGACUGUGUGGCCAGCUGUACGCUAUUGGUGCAUUAGGUUUUGACCAGAUCUUUCCUAUCUGCUCUAUCGGCCCCGCCAUGGUCUCAAUGCUCUGGUCAGCUGGCUAUUUCAAAGAAAUUCAAGGCAAGAAAAACCUCUACACGUUGGCGCUAGGCACGGUCUUGGUUCUCAUUGGCACGGGACUGCGCGCUAUCUCUGUGUAA